GAGACGAGACCGCAGUGAUAACAGUCGUGAAAAGCACACGUCCAGAAGAACACCUGUUCCAGUCAUCUUGGGAGAGAGGACAAGAACACGAGAACACGAGAACAUCCAUGAAGCACCCAGACAGAUUUUGAUUAUCGAAGUCUUCUCAAAAGGUGGCGUGAGACAAGCGCGAUGAGUGAUCAGUUAGAGAAUAUUAUGGUCCAGUUGGGCACAGGCAGGUGGAACAUUCUGCACUUUAUCACCGUGGGAUUUGGAGCGGCAAUCCCAACCCCUCACGGCUUGGCAAGUGCUUUCUUCUCUCCCAAGAUCGACUACGCCUGCAGACGUCGCCCUCGUGCAGUUACUUUACGGAAGACCCUGUGACCGGAGGCUUCGAGGAGAAAGAAUGCACCGAGUGGGACUUCGACAACUCCACCUUCAGUUCCACCGUGACGUCAGAGUAUCAUCUCGUUUGUGGGCGUGAGUACUUGCGAGCUAUAUACCAAAGCAUGUAUAUGUUCGGUGUCUUCAUGGGGUCGCCCAUCAAUGGGUUCCUAGCAGACAGGUAUGGGAGGAAGCCGCUGGUCGUGUGUGGGUCGCUGAUGUUCACCACCAUCGCCAUUUGCUCUGUGUGGCUGACGAACUUCUCUUCUCUGCUCGCUGCUCGCUUCCUCGUAGGCCUUGGGCACUCAACACUUCUCAAGACAGCCUAUAUUCUUGCACUCGAGGUGUCGGCCCCUCGGGUCAGGUCAGCGGUGGGCGUGGCCAUCCUCAUGCCCUGGUCGGUGAACACGGUCAUCUUCAGCGGGGUCGCCUACCUCAUCAGGGACUGGAGGAUGCUGCAGCUGGUCAUGUCCCUGCUGGGACUGCUACACAUCCCUGGCCUGUGGCUCAUGGACGAGUCGCCGCGCUGGCUGGCCGUGAGAGGGCAGCACCAGCGCGCCCUCAGCAUCCUGAAGAGGGCCGCGAGGUGGAACAAGGUCACCCUUCCUCCUGACGACGAGCUCAUUGCCAUUCUGAAAUCCGGAAGGGAUGAGGUGGCUUCAAGCAGAACGUCGCUACACAAGGCCAUGACGACUAGAAUCAAGGAGGCUUUGGCGAAUCUUGCUAUACUGUUCAGAACACCGAGACUAUGCAAAAUCACCCUCAUCUGCUACCUGGACUACCUGGUGGUGGCCAUGGUCUACUUCGGCCUCUCCCUCAGCGGCGCCAGUCUCAGCGGAAACGUGUUUGUGUACAUGACACUGAUGGGGCUGGUGGAGAUGCCUCCCUGCGUGAUCGUGACGUACCAGGUGGCGAGGCUCGGGCGGAGGGUGACGACGGCGAUGAACUUCACGAUUAGCGGCGCGGUCGUUCUCGCCCUCCUCUUCAUUCCCGAAGACCUGAAGUGGCUGACGGUGACCCUCGCGAUGCUGGGGAAGAUGAGCAUCUCUGGAGCCUUCAACGCGCUCAACCUCUUCGCCUCCGAGCUCUUCCCGACGGAGGUGAGGACCCGGGGCAUCAACACCUCCUUCAUGAUGUCUCGUAUGGGCGCCAUGGCCUCACCCUUCAUCACCGAUUUGCUGGGCUCAGUAUACCCGUGGUCUCCGCCAGUGGUGUUUGGGGUAGCAGCUCUUCUGGCAGGGUUGGGUGCGAUUACUCUGCCGGAAACACUGGGGCUGGCCCUGUCGGACACCGUGGCGCACCUCGAGUCCAAGGAGAUCGCCACGAAAACUAGAGGCUUCCUUCGUCUGCCCACCAAGGACCCCGAGGCACCGAAGGGCAAGAAAGUGUCCAUCGGCGACUCCGAGGGACACAGCCUUAGUAUUUUACGACGAGAAAAGGAUGUGCAGUAAUUAAAGGACAAUUUCACUU
This is a messenger RNA of Penaeus monodon (black tiger shrimp), 1833 nucleotides long. RefSeq names its product organic cation transporter protein-like. Gene Ontology annotation, molecular function: transmembrane transporter activity. The record is from RefSeq and is a predicted model, not a curated record. Gene Ontology annotation, cellular component: membrane. Gene Ontology annotation, biological process: transmembrane transport. NCBI's taxonomy places the organism in Eukaryota, Metazoa, Arthropoda, Malacostraca, Decapoda, Penaeidae.